Asterias rubens (European starfish) is the source of this 4598-nucleotide messenger RNA. RefSeq lists its product as uncharacterized. Gene Ontology annotation, molecular function: DNA-binding transcription factor activity; zinc ion binding. Lineage: Eukaryota; Metazoa; Echinodermata; Asteroidea; Forcipulatida; Asteriidae. Bases 566 to 3724 code for a protein of 1052 amino acids. The transcript is spliced from 9 exons. The record is from RefSeq and is a predicted model, not a curated record.
GGUAAUAACUACAUUAAAAUUAUUUAUCUGCAAUUUUUCAACAUCCCAACUCUUGAGGGCGGUAUGCACGAUAAACAGUAAAGCUGCUGCACACGGGAAAACAGACGACAAGAAACGAACUGCUCUGUAAAAGUAGUCUGUAUUUCUAAAAUUCUACCUCCAUGGUCAGAAUAAUUAACUUUUUGUGAAAUUGUGAACCGUGCAGUAUUACUUAGGACUGAGCAUCGCAAUCUCCAAGCGGCAGACAUGGCAGAGAUCUCAAUCUACACACAGACAGUGAAUUAGUUAUUUCUUCUUAUUAUGUGUUGACUAUUUAUUAUGACAUAACACUAAACAACAGGUUGUUGCUUUGUUGAAACUUUGUAAUUGUUUUACGAUAUAUGACUAAGGCAUUAGUAAGUACAGCAGCUGACAGCUGUUCGUUAUCCACCACUGCACACCAGACUGUAAUGAUGAUGAUGAUGUUGCUUUUAAAGUUUUGGUAACUCAUCAUGCUCAUAUUAAAUAUUAAUAGGAUUUUUAAGACGUAGAUGAGUUUGCAGAGUACGAGUCAGUGACUAUUUACAUGUACAUCAUUGUUGUACACCGAACAUGCCUUACAAAUUGUGUGGUAAAGAAGGUACCAUUAAAUAAUGGCAAUGCACUGCAUGAAACAGUGAGUGGACAAACAUCUAUCCAUGGUUUGGAUACGUUCAACAAAUUAGAAAUGGAGGAGUCAUCAACUAUUAUUUCUCAUCAAACAAAAAAAGGAGACGAUGUCAAUGGUCGACCUCUGCAUCAACCAGGAAAAAACUGUAUUACAUCACCACGUGAUGUUUCCAUCAGUAACAAGGGAGGACACAAAAACAUCAAGCCGGAGGAGGUCUCGCAAGCUGUAUGCAUUAUGGAGGAGAUCAUGAACCCAUGUCAAAGUUCAUGUGUCAAAACUGAGACCUUACCAUUGGUUGAACAUUCAACCAAUCAGGAGACAAGGAUAACAGAGGUCAGCCCGUUGCCAUGGUUUACAAACUACGACAAAGUGGAGGAGGCGGUACAAGAUUACGAGAUUGAAACAACUUCUAAGUUUUUGAUUGGAAAUCCAGACAGAGACUUUGGGAAGUCUUUUGAUGAAAUAAAGCACUCCCAUCACAUUCAUUUAAAUGGCGGUGGAUUCGACAAUGAAAUUUCUCCCAAACUCUUGUUGGAUGGGAUUCCAUACAUCAUGAUGGGUAACAAGAAACUCGCAUGUCACCACGGAAAGCCUCAUCCCAACUCUGUCAAGAAGACCAAAAGCAAGCGACGCCUUUGCACACAGGCUUCAAAGAAAGUUGGAUGCCCUUGUCACAUCACGAUCCGACAUGUCAUGCUGCUGCCAGACUUCAAAUUUGAUGUGAGCAAAUUGACCGAGCACAGACGGAGGGAACUCUCAAAGCAUAUCAAGUCAACUCUGAAGGAAAAGGGAGUGACGAACGAGUCUCGAUUCUAUAUAGAGUUUCCUGACGUUGACAGCCACAGAAAUCAUCCUCUGGGAGAGGCUGCUGGCGUCAAACAACCAAUAGACAAACGGGUCAACGAAAAAAUGCUGCAGCUCAUCAGUAAUGGAAUGAAGUCCAUUCCACUGAUCGAGCAAUCCAUCAAAGAAUUUGUCAAGGAGGAGCUAUUUCAGGAUUCUCCAUGCCCACCACAUUCAAACCGCCGCUUCUUCCCUACACAAAAGGACAUCGCAAACCGCAUCUUCAAGGUGUCUGCGAGUUCAAUCUCAUCCAAAUUGAAGAUAGACAAGCUGGAGGAGCUGGUGUAUGGCUUGCUGGAGGAGCGAGCCAAUAAUGGAUUCGUUUUCUUUAGGAGUUCUGUUGGUACUGACGAUUCAACGUUGGAGUGUUCUGACAAAACACAAGAGUGUAGCACAAUCAAUCAAAAACAUCACAAAAUUAAUACGGAUUCCACCAAAAACCAGAGAUUUGACUCAUCGACUGAAGGCUUACUCUUUGUGUAUCAGACCCAUUUUCAAAGACAGCUCUUGGCUCGUUAUGGUUCAGAGCUAACCUUCUUGGACGCAGCGCAUAGAGCAGCUGACUAUGCGGUACCGAUGUACUUCCUGCUCGUGCAUACAAAUUGUGACUACCAAAUAGCGGCGAUGAUUGUUAUGGAGAGAGAAUCGGCGAGUGAUCUGGGGGAGGCGUUAGCGGUCAUCAAGAAAAACAACCCUAGCUGGAGACCUCAGCAGUUUGUUGUAGAUGCUUCUCAUGAGGAGAUUCAAACAGUGGAGAAAGUGUUUCCAGAGUGUCGAGUUUUCAUCUCUGACAUCCGACGUGAGCAAGCCUGGGAGCGCUGGCUAUCCAACCCAAAGCAUGGAAUACUCAACUAUCAGCAAUUGCUCUGUAAGAUGACGGCGGUUGCAACGGCUCGUACUAUAGAUAGCUACCAGGAAGCCAUGGACAAACUGAAGGAGGUAUCAAGCAAGGCUAAGUUAAAGCUAAUGCGAGCUUGGUUCCGGGAAAAGUGGCUUUCAAACAUACAGAGAUGGGCUUACGUUUUCCGGCAACAACGGCAGAUGCUUCCACUAAUCAUGAACAAUGGUAUCGAGGACCAGCGUGAAGCAAUGAGUUAUAACUUCAUCACCAGUAAUCGCAACUACCCACUUCACAAUUUGCUGAGCCUACUGGUUAACACCAUACUGCCUGAUUUAUAUGCAAGAUAUGUGGAGGUGAACACAGAAUGGAGCACCAGCACCAACACCGGUGUACCCCCACUUCUCUACAACCGCCCCAAGCCCUUUAUCGACCACUGCCAACAACGUAUAAAGGCCAAGACACUGACAAAACAACAGUCCCCCAGCGAGCUUUUCCACAGCCCCGAUCAUCCCAACGAUGGCAACCUGGUAGACCUCAGCAUUCCAUCCUGCUCCUGCCAGGACUUCACAAGGUCUGGUUAUCUUUGUGAGCACCUUCUGGAGUGUAUCACCAACAAGAAUGAGAUGCUCUGGGAGAGGUUGCCGUCAUCUUACCUCUUCAGCCCCUUCCUGACAGUGGACGAGGGGGCAGUGGUUGGGGGUGGAGAGCAGGUCUUUGGUGCAGUUGAUAAUGACGAGGAAGAGGAGUGUGAUAAUACUACCUCUGGGCUGUCCCCUGAAGAGGAAGCUACCUCCAAUUUAGAAGCAAUCCUUGCAGCCGUUGAAGCCCAAACAUCAUGUACAUCACAUUAUGAUCCUCCACUACAAGCAUCCACCACCUCAACCAUUGAUGAAGACACAUCCUACAACCAGGAAGCAGCACGAUGCCAACUCAUCGCUAAACAACUCCUAGACCUCACACAAACCAUAACAGACAGGGAGGUACUUUCAGCAGCACUGAUACACAUGGAGGCAUCACUAGCAACCCUUAACCAAGCCAUUCCACCGGGUAAACUAAACAUGACCGACCGACACGCAAGUACAAACUUACCAAUACACGUCAACAGAGGGCGACACAACGAUGAUGAGUACGAGUCUCCUCUGAAGAAGCCCCAUCUUUUAGACUGUGCUGUUGAGCAUGAUGAGUUGGUGUUGUUAGGAAAUCAGGUGGUGGAUUCGGAAAUCAGCAUUUGUGGUAAUGAGAUUGUAGAGGGUUAUGAAGUCUGUUCGGAGAGCUUGGAUAUUCAGGAAAGCAUCGUGACAGAAACAAUUGAUCUCCAACACGGAGCUGUGUUCAUCUUAGAUCCAUCAGGUGUUAUGAGGAAUUUGAAACUACCUGCUAAGAAUACAUAAUAAUAAUAAUAGUUAAACCUUUUAUAGAGCGCAUAACACAGAGCAUUACUGCAUGACUCUAUGCGCUUUUACAGAACAGAACACAAGAGAAACAAGUAAUGGUGCACUUGGUCCAUAGUAAAAUAAAGUUUUACCAAAUGCUAAACAGGUGUCCACAUGAGACGGAAGGAUUCAAAAUGAUUGCAUGGAAGGGUCCAUUUUGUCAAAUCAACCACAUAGAUUUAAAAGUGUGUGCAGAAAAGAUUGUAAAUUAUUUAAGGUAUCCUUUCUUGUACAAUUGAUAACUACAAAUUUGCUACUUGAAAAAGGGUCAUAUAACACCAUUGGUUUCUACACCGUAGCAUUUAAACAAGGGUACUGUACAAUCCUGUUGCAGUUGGAAAACAAAAACAAAAAAUUGCAACGACAUGUAGGUCUUGUGCCAAGACUAAAAAUACACCAGCUAACUUGUGAAAAUAGUUAAGGCUUUUUAAUAGUACAAACAAGUUGAACAACCCACCGUUCCAACUAAAAAUUGGCACAUUUAAAAUUCUCUCAGUUUCGGAUGUUUGUGCAGAGGUUUGAUCAAAUAUUUGUUUGAUAAUAAAGCCUUUGUAUCGUGCCUUUUUUUUAUAACAAGUUUAAUACAAAUUGAGAACUUGUAAGAACAAUUUUGGUAAAAGCAGCAGCACUACAAACACUGUGGCAAAGCCAGUAACAGGGUUAAGUGCCACAGAAAAAACAAAAACAAUUGUUGUUACACUCCGUAGGCCUACUUGCUUUGUACAACGAUCUCCUUCUCAUUAUUCUAUAAUUCAUGUGUAAUUUUAAGGUCUAUGUACUUUUUGUACACAAUGUGCACAGAUUUACACUAAACUGACACAGUUUGAAGAUA